Molecule: messenger RNA, 1092 nt
Organism: Pogona vitticeps (central bearded dragon)
Lineage: Eukaryota; Metazoa; Chordata; Lepidosauria; Squamata; Agamidae
Product: arylacetamide deacetylase-like 3
Cellular component (GO): membrane
Molecular function (GO): carboxylic ester hydrolase activity
Source: RefSeq, a predicted model, not a curated record
AUGGGGGAGUUUUCUUGGAGUGAGUUGGACUCGCAGGGGAAGAUUGCUCGGAUCCUGCACCUCCACCAGGAGCCAGUCAUCAUCAAUUUCUUUCUACGGCUCAGGAAGCCUAAGGCCCAUCCCAGCAUCUCCUCCAAAGACAUGUGUUUCGAUGGGGUGCCAGUCAGACUUUACCAGCCCAAGGCGCCCUCUGCUGGCAGAAGGAAAGGAUUUGUUUUCUACCAUGGAGGGUGUGGGUUGUUUGGAAGUAUCGGGACCUAUCAAAACAUUUGCAGCAGGAUUGCAAAGAACAGUGAUUCAGUGGUCGUCUGCGUUGGGUAUCGCCUUGCCCCUAAACACCCCUAUCCUACACAGCAGAAGGACUGCUACACAGCAACGGUGCACUUCAUGCAACAUGCAGAGAACUAUGGGGUGGAUCCCUCCCAGAUCAUCAUUGGCAGGGACAGUGCAGGAGGCAAUUAUGCUGCAGCCAUUGCCCAAAAACUGGUGGGGAGAUCAGACCUCCCCAAGCUACGGGCGCAAGUGUUGAUCUAUGCGGGCCUCCAAGGUAUGGACUUCAACCUACCUUCCUAUCAGCAAAAUGCCACUUUCCCGCUCUUGUACAGGCAUAAUGUUGUUUAUUACGGCCUGCACUACCUGGGAAAGGACAUCUCUCUGAGGGAUGACGUCUUGAAGGGAUCUCAUGUGCCGGAGGCACUGAGGCUGAAAUAUGGGAAGUGGGUGAAUCCUGACAACAUUCCAGAGAGAUUUAAGCGCCGAGGCUACAAGCGAGUCCCUCUUGCUCCUUUUAAGCCUGAAGUGUACAAGGAAUUGUCCGACAUCUUGGAAGUCUCUUUUUCUCCACUUUUUGCCGAAGACUCUGUUAUCCAACAACUCCCGGAGACUUUAAUUGUGAGCUGUGAAUAUGAUGUGUUUCGGGAUGACUCUCUCCUGUACAAGAAACGGCUGGAGGACAAUGGUGUGAAAGUCAGCUGGUUCCACGUCAAAAACGGGUUCCAUGCGGUGAUGAACUUGACCAAUGUGGGCAUUUAUACCUUUGCUGCUGGUGUAGAAAUACUGAAACAAAUUGCAGAUUUUGUCAAAUGUUUAUGA